GAAGGGCCCGCGCGUCGCCGGGGGCGCGGAGCGAGAGUGGCGGCCGGGUCGCCGGCAGGAGGACGCUGCCCUCGGGGCCUGACAGGGCGGCCGGGCCCGCUCUGGUGGCCGACGCGGGACCCAGGCCUCGAACCCUAGGGAGGGGGCCUAGAGACCCUGCUGGCCGCGUCCUGAGGCGUCCGUCGGGCCGCGAGCCGAGCUUGGGGCUAGCCGGCCGGCCCGCGGGGAGGGCGGCCAGGCCUGGGCCGCCUCCCGGGACGGAGCAGCCGCUGCAGACGCAGUGGACUCAGUGUGGCGCCCGCUGUGGACUCUGGCAGACACGUCGGUCUGGCUUGUAAGGUGCCAGUGUGGUUCGUUGGCAGUUAUUUAACGUGCUGAAAAGUGCCGGCAGCAGUCAGCACGUGGGUGCCACCGCAGCGGAGAGCAGUGCGGUCUGCGGAAUUUCACCUGCCGGAACCUCGCACUGGCCUCCUGGGCCUGGGCGUCUGCGUCUGUGUGAGUAGACCUUCCACCCUGCCGCGAUGGGUUAUUGACAGGAGAAACCCGACUGUGGGAUGUCAGCCGCCUGAGAUCCCUGUUGGACAAGAUGGAAGAGGAGCUGGAAUGUCCAAACUCGUCCCCGGAAAAACGCUAUUUUCCGGAAUCCCUGGAUUCCAGUGAUGGAGAUGAGGACGGCGUUUUGGCCUGUGAGGACUUGGAACUGAACCCUUUUGAUGGACUGCCCUACUCGUCACGCUACUACAAGCUUCUGAAGGAGAGAGAGGACCUCCCGAUAUGGAAGGAGAAGUACUCCUUCAUGGAGAGCCUGCUGCAGAGCCAGGUCGUGAUCGUCUCGGGAGGUGCCAAGUGUGGCAAGAGCUCUCAGGUUCCUCAGUGGUGUGCUGAAUACUGCCUUUCCAUCCACUACCAGCACGGGGGCGUGAUAUGCACACAGGUCCACAAGCAGACGGCAGUCCAGCUUGCCCUGCGAGUAGCCGACGAAAUGGAUGUUAACAUUGGUCACGAAGUUGGCUACGUGAUCCCUUUUGAGAACUGCUGUACCAGUGAAACGAUCCUGAGGUAUUGCACCGACGAUAUGCUGCAGAGGGAGAUGAUGUCCAACCCCUUUCUGGGUAGCUAUGGGGUCAUCAUCGUAGAUGACGUGCACGAAAGAAGCAUUGCCACGGACGUGCUGCUUGGACUUCUGAAAGACGUUCUGCUCGCGAGACCAGAACUGAAGCUCAUCAUUAACUCCUCGCCACUGCUGAUCGGCAAACUCAGCUCCUACUACGGAGACGUGCCCCUCAUAGAGGUGAAGAGCAAGCACGCCGUGGAGGUCGUGUACCUCAGUGGUGCUCAGAAGGACUCUUUGAAGUCGAUUUUGAGCCUGAUCUUUGAAAUCCACCACUCGGGUGAGAAGGGUGACAUCGUAGUCUUUCUGGCCUGUGAACAAGACAUUGAAAAAGCCUAUGAAAUUGUGUGUCAGGAAGGCUCUCACUUGACCCCAGAUCUUGGAGAACUGGUGGUGGUUCCUCUGUACCCGAAAGAGAAGUGUACGCUGUUCAAGCCAGCCGACGAGGCGGAGAGAAGCUGCCAGGCCUCUCAGAGGAGAGUGGUGCUGACCACCAGCUCUGGCGAAUCUUUGAUCUGGAGCAACACCGUCAGAUUCGUUAUUGAUGUGGGUGUGGAAAGAAGGAAGGUGUACAACCCGAGAAUCAGAGCCACCUCGCUUGUCACGCAGCCCAUCAGCCAGAGCCAGGCAGAGAUCCGCAAGCAGAUUGUCGGCGCAUCGUCCUCAGGCAAGCUCUUCUGUCUCUAUGCUGAGGAAUUCGCCUCCAAAGACAUGCGGCCCCUGAAGCCGGCGGAGAUGCAGGAAGCCAACCUCACGAGCAUGGUGCUGUUCCUGAAGAGGAUAGACAUCGCGGGCCUGGGCCACUGCGGCUUCAUGAACCGGCCAGCACCAGAAAGUCUGAUGCAGGCGCUGGAGGACCUGGAUUACCUGGCAGCGCUGGACAACGAUGGCAACCUGUCGGAAUUUGGGAUCAUCAUGUCCGAGUUUCCUCUGGAUCCGCAGCUCUCCAAGUCCAUCCUGGCAGCGUGUGAAUUUGACUGUGUGGAUGAAAUGCUGACGAUCGCUGCCAUGGUAACAGCCCCUAACUGCUUCUCGCACCUGCCACACGGAGCUGAAGCGGCCGCCCGGGCGUGCUGGAAGACAUUCCUACAUCCUGACGGAGACCACUUCACCCUCAUCAACGUGUACAAGGCCUACCAAGACACAACUCUGAACUCCGCCAGCGAGCACUGUGUGGAGAAGUGGUGCCAGGACCGCUUCCUCAGCUGCUCCGCCCUCAGGACGGCCGACGUCAUCCGAGCCGAGCUCCUGGAGAUCAUCAAGCGAAUCGAGCUGCCCUACGCGGAACCUGCCUUUGGCUCCACCGAGAACAGCCUGAACAUCAAGAAAGCGCUGCUGUCCGGCUACUUCAUGCAGAUCGCGCGGGACGUCGACGGGGCGGGCAACUACUUGAUGCUCACACACAAGCAGGUGGCGCAGCUGCACCCCCUGUCCGGUUACUCCAUCACCAAGAAGGUGCCCGAGUGGGUCCUCUUCCAUAAGUUCAGCAUAUCCGAGAACAACUACAUCCGGAUCGCCUCCGAGAUCUCGCCCGAGCUAUUCAUGCAGCUGGCACCACAGUACUACUUCAGUAAUCUGCCUCCUAGUGAGAGUAAGGAUAUUUUACAGCAAGUGAUGGGUCGCCUGGCCCCGAUCUCCACGAUGAACAAGGAGGGUGAGAAGUGCCCCGAGAGCACCGAACAGCGAUGCACGGUCCAGUGACUGCACCAAGCUCCACGCGCAAGGCCCCGGGGCGCCUGCCCCACGAGCACCACGCCCCGCAGGACGGUGCUGAAGGAGUAACGCCUGGUAUGUGGUCUUAAAAUAAAAAUAGAGGAGUUUAUUGAGUUCUUUAAAUUACUAUUCCAUAUUUUUCUUCUUAUUGGAAAGGUUUUUAAGCAUCCAUUCACAAUCUGACCCAAAUUUUUAAAGAUACAGAUAGUGUAAAUGUGUCCCAGACACAUGGAACAGAACCCUACUUUUUGUAGAGGACUUCAAAUAAAGUCACGAGUUUUCAGUAAACAGCCACUGCGUUUUCUGUCAUUUUCCAAAGACGAGCCAGCCCUGUCCGUGGCAAAUGGGUUAGACGGACAGAUGUUCUUUCAGUUUAUCCAUGAUCUCGUCCAUCUUGUCGCCUGGAAUCACCAUCACAGUCCUCAUGGGCUUCAUGGGAACGUCAUCGAAAGACCAUCUGCCUCCCAGACAGGUGUCGCGGUCCUCCUGCACCGAGUAGCUGAACUUCAGGACUGCCUUCUAACCAGACAGAUGACCGUGGGUUAAAAUCGGGCAACCCAACGGCAAAUCUCAUCUAACCCACAACAAGUACUAUGUUUGGCAUGUGUUUCAGUAAGACUGACAGUGAAAGGAAGCACAACUUGAACAAAGGAAAACUUGAAUGGGUCACUCUGGCAGACAUAAAGCGCUCAGCAGUGUUUAACCCACGGGCGGAACACGGCUGGAGCCGCCACUUAGAAGUGAAGCAGCAGCCAAUGAUGUUACUGUUACCACCCACUCACACUGUCACCAGUCCCAAGGCUUUCAUUCUCAAAAGGGUCUGUGACAGACAAGAGAAAAUAAAAUGUUCAGCUCUGGUAAUUAAGAAGAAUCAGCCUUCAAACGCUGGUCUGUUCCCAUCCCCCAGCUCUUCCUCCGCGUAAAGCUAUCAUGUGGAUACGAAGGAAGUCUGCACAGCCGGCCAUAUCAAAACACCCGUUCUACAAGCGUGACAUGAACCCGCACUGGCAGUCUCAACAGGGAGAAGUGACAGCGUCCAAGUCAGGAAAAGCCGCCCCCUCCGAUCCGUGAUGACUCAGAGGAACGCUCUGCACUCGGCCCUCCAUCGCGGUAGGAGAAAGCGCAGCAGCAGGGCCCACGCGCACACACAGGGCGCGAGCAGCAGCUCCAGGCCAACGGCUGUGCCAUCUCAGAGGACUUCCCUCAUGGCCCACGUCCGCGAGCCGGGCUGACGUCUACCUCACAGCGCAAGGGCCCAGGCAGCACGGCAGACACACAAUGCCCGGUGACCGCUAGCCGGCCAGCAGCUUUCCUCCUCCUCCCCCUUGGGGCCGUGUGAGGCGACGUGCCAGGAGCUGCCAGCUGCCAGGGACACGGAACAGAGAGAGGCUGUACUCGGGGGACUGACAUAAGCAGGAGAAUAAGAAACUGGAUUAUUGCUAAGAAAAUUCUUAUUUAAAUCUAAACGGGUGAAACGGGAUAGUCUUACCUCAUAGAAAAAUUCUUCCUCUGCGUUUGCAAACAUUAACUCUUCUUUCUUUUGGCUGCUCCGUUUCUUCUUGGAACUGCCUUUUCCUGCUUCCACAAACGUCUUACUGAUCAGCAGGUAGAAGCAGCACUUCCCGCACGGCUUACUGGUCUUGUGUGCCUCCGCGAGUUCUUUCCUGCAAGACACAGAACACGCCGCUCUGUGUGAGGCGACACCCACCCGAGCAGAGCACACAGCACUCGGCGCCGUCUAAGAAACCAGGGAGGCAGCUUUGCGGGGCUCUGCAGUGGCUUCCGGAACAGGCGUUCCGUCUGGGCACUGCUAAAGCAAUGGCUGUGCUGGUGCAGCCGGUUACACUUCAGACUGAGGGCACCACGUCUGUAGUGAACAGCGUGAGGAAACCCGAUUGUGCUCAGUUGUCGACACAAAACAGCUUACGGAUGAGCCACAGGUCUGCUCGGCAUCACUGCUCCGCCUGUGCAGAAGUCAAAAACGUCUCAGAACCUGAAUGUCUCUGAAGCGGUGACCCUUACCUGGCACACAAAGGCGCACCUUAUCCAGGUCAGGACAGGAGCCCGCGGCAGUGACUUAGGACUAGCCCAGAACUACUUCCUGACCUACUGCACAGACGGCGACAGCCUGAGUUCCAGAACAGUUCAUGGAGUGACAGUGACGGCUUCACGUCCUGACAACUGCACAGCCCUGCGUGCCGGCGCCCCUCGACAGAAACGAGCUUGCUUUCCUAAAGGACUGGGGAAAGCACCCUCUGCGAAACCAUGGCAAGGUGCGCUCCAGCUAACCAGAAACCAAAGCAAGGGGCAAAGGGCACUCAUGGCAGGACAAGUGCAGUCUCAGCGGCAGCUGAGGGUGGGAGGCCGCACACCGAGCCAGACCUCAGGGUCCCCGAGCGGGGCCCCUCCACAGGCACCGUGACGUCUGAGAAGGAACACUGCGUAAGGCCUGCGUCUGUACCGCAUCUCUGUUUCAAAGGCAACUUCACUCAGCUAAAAGAUUCCACAGCUCUUCUUGAAAAUAUCUCUGUAAACUUCUAACUCCGACAUUAAAAAACAACCCCAAGGAGCCAGAAACACAGAAUCAGAACUAUGGCUUCAUUGAUUAUAAAGCAUACUAAGGAAUCUGGGAAUGUUACUGUUUUGUGACUGCUGUACUGUGUCAGAUGUGAGUAAAAGUCUAUGUGAAACCCGCCUACCUGGGGCAGGCAUUUGGCACAGCAGCCGAGUUCCUGCCUGGGACAGGAGCCCCCAUACUGGAGCCUCCACUUCCAAUCCAGCUUCCUGCCACUGGGCACCUGGGAGGUGGCAAAUGACCACUCGUGUCCUUGGGUUCUUGCUGUCCACCUGAGACACCCGUAUUGAGUUCCAGACUCCUGGCUGUUGUGGGCAUUCCUGGGUGGGGUGAACUAGUGGAUGGAAGGGCUCUGUCUGACUUUCAAAUAAAAUGAAAAUAAAAAUUUGAAAAAAAAAUUUCAGCUACUUCAAUACCAUUUAUUGUCAAAAAUAAUAAAAAACCUGAUUACUGUGAA
Molecule: messenger RNA, 5856 nt
Organism: Oryctolagus cuniculus (rabbit)
Lineage: Eukaryota; Metazoa; Chordata; Mammalia; Lagomorpha; Leporidae
Gene: DHX32
Product: DEAH-box helicase 32 (putative)
Cellular component (GO): spliceosomal complex; intracellular anatomical structure
Molecular function (GO): RNA binding; helicase activity
Source: RefSeq, a predicted model, not a curated record